GGCGGCGCGCGGGGCGGGGAUGCGGCGCGGCGGGGCCGGGGAUGGCCGGCGUGCAGCAGGGCGAGAAGCAGCUCUUCGAGAAGUUCUGGCGAGGCACCUUCAAAGCCGUGGCCACGCCGCGACCCGAGAGCGUCAUCGUCGCCAGCAUCACCGCCCGCAGAGCGCUGCCCAGCGGGACGCUCGGCUGCCUGCCGUACACUGCGGAGGACAGACGUCCUGAAAAGCUGAGUGGCCGUGUGGUCAAGGAGGCCUCCACCACCAACGGCUGUGCGAAAGGGAAGGAGAGACGAGACCAUGCUCGCCGUAGGUCAUACAGCCCCUCAUGUGACGAGGAGCCUGCGCCACUGCCGGCCCGCGGGAAGAAGAAGAAGAAGAAGUCGGGCCGCAAGAAGCGAAGGAGGUCUCCUUCCUACAGCCCCUCACCUGUGAAGAAGAAAAAGAAGAAAAGCUCCAAGAAACGAAAACGACACAGGUUAACCUCAAAGAAGAGGAGGCACAGUUCUUCAAGCCCCAAAAGUAAGAGAAAGGAAGAAAGAAAACACAAAAAACACUCUCGUGGGCGCACCCGGAAAUCUCAUCGCCAUCGUCACCGCCACUGCCAUUCUCGCUCAGAGAGCUCUGACUCCCACUCUCCCGGCUGCCGAAGCAGGCACAGAGCCAGGUCUCGCGAGGAAGGGCGCAAAACACGGCGAAGACACUGCCGGCACCGUUCAAAGAUCACAGCAAAGCAAAGCUCCUCUGCAGAGGUUCAGGCCAGCCAAAAAGCCAGCCAAACCCUCCCGCUCUACAGCUUCCUGUCUCCUAAGGAAGUAAUCUCUCAGUCAGGGUCUUCUGCUGGCCUCUUUACCAAAACAGACAGCCCGCCUGGCAACCUAGCCAGCCACAAUGGAGAGUAUCAUGAAUAUGACUCAGGAAACGAUACUUCCUCCCCUCCCUCCACUCAAACGAGCUCAUCCAGGUCAAAGGACAGCCAGGAGAAAAGAAGUCUAGUCCAUGAUGGCUUUGGCCAUGCCUUCUCGUCCGGGAAGCCCAAACUGGCCAACAGCGAUAACAGCUCUGAUUCAGGAAAUUCCUUCACCAGUUGCUUUUCCCAGACCAAGGGAACAGCUUUGGAAAAUCUGUCUCCAGAUGCCCAGGGACAAGACCGAAGAAUGUGCCUGUCCUUGUGUCUCAGCUGUUCAGAGGAGGAGAAGCGAAACUUCCUCGUGUCCCCAACCCGCAGCUCCCCGCUGAGGCCCUGCUCCCCCAGCGAGUCCUACACCAGCACGGGCAGAUCCUCCCCCAGCUCCAAAUGCUCCAGUCGCUCCCGCUCCUCACACCACAAAGCCUCUCCCAGGUACUCCCGAAGCAGGUCCUGCUCUUCAGGAAAGAGGUCUUCUUCACGUUCCCCCAGCUAUUCCUCCAAAUCCUGCAAAAAAAGUCCUGAGAGCAGGAGUUCAAGGCCUCGUCGGAGCCCCAGUUACUCCCGCUACAGCCCUAGCAGAGACCGUGAGCGAGAGCACAAGUAUGGCUCCAGUGAGAAGGAGUCGCACAGGGAGCGCGACCGGCGGCGGCGGUGGUCCUAUUCCCCCCUGAGGAAACGCAGGAGAGACUCUCCCAGCCACCUUGAAGCUCGGCGCAUCACAAGUGCCCGCAAACGCCCCAUCCCCUACUACCGUCCCAGUCCCUCCUCAUCCAGCAGCGCCAGCAGCUAUUCCUCCUGGUACAGCAGCUUUAGUCGUUCCCUGAGCAGAAGCCGGAGCUACUCCAGCUACCGGACGAGCCGGAGCCGAAGCUGGAGCAGCAGCAGUGCUGAGGGCAGGAGCCGCAGCCGGAGUUCAUGCCCCAGGAGCAGCCGCAGCAGGAGCAGGAGCUGUGACUCAGGAGGCAGCUCUGACAGCCUGCGUCGCUAGGGAGUGCCGCCCCCACGUCACCUCCAAAUUCCUGGCAUUCUCUGCUUCCUUCCCACCUACCUGCCCAUCGAUAGCAAUCAUCCCCGAUACCGAUGCGGUGACACUGCUGGGCUCCCCUUCCCUGGUUCAGAGCAAGAGCCUCGUGCCCCCGGCACAGCCCCUUGGCUGCCGCACGGAGCAGGUGGCUUCAUCCCAGCUCCCCAGGCCAGGGCUGGAAGAAGGGUCGGUGCUUUACGGAGGAUCUGCCACAACAGACCUGCUCCAUCCUCCCUGAUGUCCCCGUCUCCCCAUCGGUGCCGCUCUCCGAAGCACUACCAGCUGGUCCAAAGGAAAUAAUUCAGCUCCUUGCUCUUCGGCCAAACUAGGAUCCAGCACAUUAAUUUCUGUUGGAGGGAGAGACCCAUUUUAAGCUUUGGUGAUGAGUGGAAGGAGGACAAUAUUUGAACCCACCAAGACAAAUAUUGGGUCCCUUGAGUCUUUCCUCCAGAGUUUCUGCCCACUCU
Molecule: messenger RNA, 2395 nt
Organism: Cuculus canorus (common cuckoo)
Lineage: Eukaryota; Metazoa; Chordata; Aves; Cuculiformes; Cuculidae
Gene: SRRM4
Product: serine/arginine repetitive matrix 4
Exons: 13
Coding region: 42-1892 (616 amino acids)
Biological process (GO): regulation of RNA splicing; neuron maturation; mRNA processing
Cellular component (GO): nucleus
Molecular function (GO): mRNA binding
Source: RefSeq, a predicted model, not a curated record